This is a messenger RNA of Drosophila melanogaster (fruit fly), 6796 nucleotides long. It is a transcript of the gene zip, whose product is annotated as zipper. Gene Ontology annotation, cellular component: myosin complex; cell cortex; actin cytoskeleton. Bases 194 to 6229 code for a protein of 2011 amino acids. NCBI's taxonomy places the organism in Eukaryota, Metazoa, Arthropoda, Insecta, Diptera, Drosophilidae. The transcript has 14 exons. Gene Ontology annotation, biological process: imaginal disc morphogenesis; muscle contraction; open tracheal system development. Gene Ontology annotation, molecular function: identical protein binding; ATP binding; microfilament motor activity. The record is from RefSeq and is marked reviewed.
GGUCGGCAAAACGGCAAGCGGCGAAAAACAGUGAAAAAAAAAGGGGGAAAGCGAAAAGACGUGCUCAGGAACUGCGGUCGAAGUCUUUAAAAGUGCAUUGCAUCCGAAAAGCGAAUAUCCAGUAUCCAAUAUCCAUUAUCCGAAAGCAGCUAAUUACCGACAGACAAGGAAUUAUUUAGAGAUCGCCGCCAAAAUGUCGGAGGAAGUAGAUCGCAACGAUCCGGAGCUCAAGUACCUCUCGGUGGAGCGCAACCAGUUCAACGAUCCGGCCACGCAGGCCGAGUGGACACAGAAGCGUCUGGUGUGGGUGCCACACGAGAACCAGGGCUUCGUGGCCGCCAGUAUUAAACGGGAGCAUGGCGACGAGGUCGAAGUGGAGUUGGCCGAAACCGGCAAGCGGGUGAUGAUCCUACGUGACGACAUACAGAAGAUGAAUCCGCCUAAGUUCGACAAAGUCGAGGACAUGGCCGAGCUUACGUGUCUAAACGAAGCCUCCGUUUUGCACAACAUCAAGGACAGAUACUACUCUGGCCUAAUCUAUACAUAUUCCGGUCUUUUCUGUGUUGUGGUCAACCCGUACAAGAAACUUCCGAUCUACACCGAAAAGAUAAUGGAACGGUACAAGGGCAUAAAACGACACGAAGUGCCUCCGCAUGUAUUUGCAAUCACGGAUAGUGCCUAUAGAAACAUGUUGGGUGAUCGCGAAGACCAAUCGAUUUUGUGUACUGGCGAAUCGGGUGCUGGCAAAACGGAGAACACCAAGAAGGUCAUCCAAUUUCUAGCCUAUGUGGCAGCUUCGAAACCCAAGGGCUCGGGUGCGGUGCCGCAUCCCGCCGUGCUCAUUAACUUCUCGGUCAACACAAACAAGUACAUAAAGGUCAAGAUUAUGGCCCAAAAUCAGAAUCAGACGAUCGAGGUAGUCAAUGGAUUGAAGAUGGUGGAAGUUAAUUCCAACUGUCAAGAGGGCGAGCUGGAGCAACAGCUGCUGCAGGCAAAUCCCAUUCUGGAGGCCUUUGGCAACGCCAAGACGGUCAAAAACGAUAACUCUUCACGUUUUGGUAAAUUCAUACGGAUCAAUUUCGAUGCCUCGGGAUUUAUCUCGGGAGCCAACAUCGAAACAUAUCUGCUGGAGAAGUCGCGUGCCAUUCGUCAAGCAAAGGACGAACGAACAUUCCAUAUAUUCUACCAGUUGCUGGCUGGGGCCACGCCGGAGCAGCGCGAGAAGUUCAUACUGGAUGACGUUAAAUCGUAUGCAUUCCUUUCCAAUGGCAGCCUGCCUGUACCUGGCGUGGACGAUUACGCCGAGUUUCAGGCAACGGUUAAGUCCAUGAACAUCAUGGGCAUGACAUCAGAGGAUUUCAACUCGAUAUUUCGCAUCGUGAGCGCCGUCCUACUGUUCGGUAGCAUGAAAUUCCGUCAGGAGCGCAACAACGAUCAGGCAACUCUACCAGACAACACGGUGGCCCAGAAGAUUGCGCAUCUACUCGGACUUAGUGUGACAGACAUGACCAGGGCUUUCCUGACGCCACGCAUUAAAGUGGGUCGUGACUUUGUUACGAAGGCCCAAACAAAGGAGCAGGUGGAGUUCGCCGUGGAGGCCAUUGCUAAGGCGUGUUACGAGCGAAUGUUCAAGUGGCUUGUGAACCGGAUUAACCGUUCUUUAGACCGCACCAAGCGCCAAGGAGCCUCCUUUAUUGGCAUUCUCGAUAUGGCGGGUUUUGAAAUAUUUGAACUCAACUCCUUUGAGCAGCUGUGUAUAAACUACACUAACGAGAAACUGCAGCAGCUCUUUAACCACACCAUGUUUAUCCUGGAGCAGGAAGAGUACCAGCGCGAGGGUAUUGAGUGGAAGUUCAUCGACUUUGGGUUGGACCUGCAGCCUACCAUCGACCUGAUCGAUAAGCCCGGCGGCAUCAUGGCACUGCUGGAUGAGGAGUGCUGGUUCCCUAAAGCCACUGACAAGACGUUUGUAGAUAAACUCGUAUCGGCCCACUCUAUGCACCCCAAGUUUAUGAAGACAGACUUUCGAGGAGUCGCAGACUUUGCAAUAGUGCAUUACGCCGGGCGUGUUGACUACUCGGCGGCCAAGUGGCUGAUGAAGAACAUGGACCCAUUGAACGAGAACAUCGUGUCGCUCCUCCAGGGCUCCCAGGAUCCGUUCGUGGUGAACAUCUGGAAGGAUGCUGAAAUCGUUGGCAUGGCACAGCAGGCCCUGACUGAUACCCAGUUCGGGGCCCGCACCCGCAAGGGCAUGUUCCGCACCGUGUCCCAUCUGUACAAGGAGCAGCUGGCUAAGUUGAUGGACACUCUGCGCAACACGAACCCGAACUUUGUGCGCUGUAUCAUACCGAACCACGAGAAGCGCGCCGGCAAGAUCGAUGCUCCCUUGGUGCUUGACCAGUUGCGCUGCAACGGUGUGCUCGAGGGUAUUCGUAUCUGCCGCCAGGGCUUCCCAAAUCGCAUUCCCUUCCAGGAGUUCCGCCAACGAUACGAACUCCUUACACCCAACGUGAUUCCCAAAGGAUUCAUGGACGGAAAGAAGGCCUGCGAGAAGAUGAUUCAGGCGCUGGAGCUUGACUCGAACUUGUACCGAGUGGGCCAGUCGAAGAUCUUCUUCCGCGCUGGUGUCCUCGCUCACCUGGAGGAGGAGCGUGAUUUCAAGAUAUCCGAUCUUAUCGUUAACUUCCAGGCCUUCUGUCGUGGCUUCCUUGCGCGUCGCAACUACCAAAAGCGCUUGCAGCAACUAAACGCUAUUCGAAUCAUCCAGCGGAAUUGUGCCGCCUACCUUAAGCUUCGGAACUGGCAGUGGUGGCGCCUCUAUACUAAGGUCAAGCCCCUGUUGGAAGUUACAAAGCAGGAAGAGAAGCUUGUCCAGAAGGAGGAUGAGCUGAAGCAGGUACGCGAGAAGCUUGACACUCUGGCCAAGAAUACGCAGGAGUACGAGCGCAAGUACCAGCAGGCUUUGGUGGAGAAGACCACUCUAGCAGAGCAGCUUCAAGCCGAAAUCGAACUUUGCGCCGAGGCCGAGGAGUCGCGCUCUAGACUAAUGGCACGCAAACAAGAACUGGAGGAUAUGAUGCAAGAGCUUGAGACGCGCAUCGAAGAAGAAGAGGAACGAGUCCUCGCGCUUGGAGGCGAAAAAAAGAAACUUGAGCUUAAUAUUCAAGAUCUGGAAGAGCAACUCGAAGAAGAAGAGGCCGCACGCCAAAAACUACAAUUGGAGAAAGUGCAGCUCGACGCUAAAAUUAAAAAGUACGAAGAAGAUCUUGCGUUAACUGACGACCAGAACCAAAAGCUUCUGAAGGAAAAGAAGCUAUUGGAAGAGCGUGCUAACGAUCUGUCCCAGACACUUGCUGAGGAGGAGGAAAAGGCUAAACACCUGGCCAAGCUGAAAGCCAAGCACGAAGCCACAAUCUCGGAGCUCGAGGAACGUUUGCACAAGGAUCAGCAGCAGCGACAGGAGUCUGAUCGAUCUAAGCGGAAGAUCGAGACUGAAGUUGCUGAUCUUAAAGAACAGCUGAACGAACGGCGCGUACAAGUAGAUGAAAUGCAGGCUCAACUGGCCAAACGCGAGGAAGAACUUACCCAGACUCUGUUGCGCAUUGACGAGGAAUCGGCCACGAAGGCCACCGCACAAAAGGCUCAACGCGAGCUGGAGUCGCAGCUGGCCGAGAUUCAAGAGGACCUAGAGGCCGAAAAGGCGGCCCGUGCCAAGGCGGAGAAGGUUAGACGCGACCUUAGCGAGGAACUAGAGGCUCUCAAGAAUGAGUUGCUGGACUCGCUGGACACCACAGCCGCUCAGCAAGAAUUGCGUUCUAAACGCGAGCAGGAGUUGGCUACCCUAAAAAAGUCUCUCGAAGAGGAGACUGUUAACCACGAAGGUGUUUUGGCCGACAUGCGACACAAACAUUCGCAGGAGCUCAACAGCAUCAACGAUCAGCUUGAAAACCUACGAAAAGCCAAAACAGUCCUUGAAAAAGCCAAGGGCACCUUGGAGGCGGAAAACGCCGACUUGGCCACUGAACUGCGCAGCGUCAACAGCUCCCGGCAAGAAAACGACCGACGGCGCAAGCAGGCAGAGUCGCAGAUUGCUGAAUUGCAGGUAAAACUGGCUGAGAUUGAACGCGCCCGCUCGGAACUUCAGGAGAAGUGCACAAAACUGCAACAGGAAGCUGAGAACAUAACAAACCAGCUGGAGGAAGCCGAACUAAAAGCCUCGGCCGCCGUAAAGUCUGCAAGCAACAUGGAAUCACAGCUUACUGAAGCCCAGCAGCUGUUGGAAGAGGAAACGCGCCAAAAGUUGGGUCUCAGCUCCAAGCUGCGUCAGAUCGAGUCAGAGAAGGAGGCUCUACAAGAGCAGCUUGAGGAGGAUGAUGAAGCCAAACGUAAUUACGAACGAAAACUGGCCGAAGUCACCACCCAAAUGCAAGAAAUUAAAAAGAAGGCCGAGGAAGAUGCAGAUCUGGCCAAAGAACUGGAAGAGGGGAAGAAGCGGCUCAAUAAGGAUAUCGAGGCAUUAGAACGGCAGGUUAAGGAACUUAUUGCCCAAAACGACCGCCUCGACAAAAGCAAAAAAAAGAUACAGUCGGAGCUUGAAGAUGCCACCAUUGAGUUGGAAGCGCAACGUACGAAGGUGCUCGAAUUGGAGAAAAAACAAAAAAACUUCGACAAAAUUCUUGCCGAGGAGAAAGCCAUAUCAGAACAGAUCGCCCAAGAGCGUGAUACUGCAGAACGAGAGGCCCGCGAAAAGGAGACCAAGGUGCUGUCGGUUUCCCGCGAGCUAGACGAAGCCUUUGACAAAAUUGAAGAUCUUGAGAACAAGCGAAAGACCCUCCAAAAUGAACUCGAUGACUUGGCCAACACACAGGGUACAGCCGAUAAAAACGUCCACGAACUGGAGAAAGCGAAGCGGGCGCUAGAGUCUCAGCUGGCUGAACUGAAAGCACAAAACGAGGAACUUGAGGACGACCUACAGCUGACCGAAGACGCGAAAUUGCGCCUAGAGGUGAACAUGCAGGCCCUUCGUUCCCAGUUUGAACGCGACCUGCUAGCUAAGGAAGAGGGUGCCGAGGAGAAAAGACGCGGACUUGUCAAGCAACUGCGGGAUCUUGAGACCGAACUAGACGAGGAACGUAAACAGCGCACGGCUGCUGUGGCGUCAAAAAAGAAACUGGAGGGCGACCUGAAAGAGAUCGAAACCACCAUGGAGAUGCAUAACAAGGUGAAGGAAGAUGCGUUGAAGCAUGCGAAGAAGCUGCAAGCACAAGUCAAGGACGCGCUGCGCGACGCCGAGGAGGCAAAGGCCGCCAAGGAAGAGCUACAGGCGUUGAGCAAGGAGGCGGAGCGCAAGGUCAAGGCCCUGGAGGCAGAAGUAUUACAGCUGACUGAAGAUCUGGCCAGCUCAGAGAGGGCGCGACGUGCUGCCGAAACGGAGCGUGACGAAUUGGCCGAAGAAAUUGCCAACAAUGCCAACAAGGGAUCCUUAAUGAUCGACGAGAAGCGCCGAUUGGAAGCCCGCAUUGCCACUCUUGAGGAGGAGUUGGAGGAGGAACAGUCCAACUCUGAGGUGCUGCUGGAUCGCAGCCGCAAGGCGCAGCUGCAGAUUGAGCAGCUGACCACUGAGUUGGCAAACGAAAAAUCGAACUCUCAGAAGAACGAAAACGGGCGCGCUCUGCUCGAACGCCAAAACAAGGAGCUGAAGGCUAAGCUUGCCGAAAUAGAGACAGCACAGCGCACUAAAGUAAAGGCGACAAUCGCCACGCUAGAGGCCAAGAUCGCCAACCUAGAAGAGCAGCUGGAGAAUGAGGGCAAGGAGAGGCUGUUGCAGCAAAAGGCCAAUCGGAAGAUGGACAAGAAGAUUAAGGAGCUUACAAUGAACAUCGAGGAUGAACGGAGACACGUCGACCAGCACAAGGAGCAAAUGGAUAAGCUGAAUAGCCGCAUUAAACUGCUCAAGCGCAACUUGGACGAGACCGAAGAGGAAUUGCAGAAGGAGAAGACGCAGAAGCGCAAAUACCAGCGUGAGUGCGAGGACAUGAUUGAAUCGCAGGAAGCCAUGAAUCGUGAGAUAAACUCACUUAAAACGAAACUACGACGCACCGGCGGCAUUGGUCUCAGCUCCAGUCGGCUCACGGGUACACCUUCAUCAAAGCGUGCAGGAGGAGGCGGUGGCGGCGACGACUCAUCGGUCCAGGAUGAAUCAUUAGAUGGAGAGGAUUCUGCCAAUUGACGCGUUAAUUAUUAGAUGAAGAAAAAGUUGAAUCGCAGGAAGAAGGUGAUGAUGAAGAGCAAAAUAAACGAUUAUAUUUAAUGUUUCUUUUAUAUAAUUUCUCUGUUAUUUUUUAUAUAAACUAUUAUACAUACUUAAAUUAAAACGUAAACGAAAAAACCAACAUUUUUAUAACGACAAAACUUAAACAAAAAAAAAAAACAAUGUUGUAAACACACACACUCAAGAAUUUUCGCAUCCCUCGAAUGACGGCGUAUUUAAGUGGUCAACGAAAUCAAGUAAAAUAAUACAACACACACAUCAACCAAUAAACGUAUUAACUCUCAGAUCCAGAAACCCGCAAACACCAAUAAAGAGAGACUAAAUCCACAGAAAAUUGAUUUCUAAAUUUUUUCUACCUUAAUAUAAAACCGAUAGAAUUACUCGAUGCAAUGUAAUUUACGCAUUUAACAACUAAAACGGUUUUCAAACAGAACAAAGAUCAUAACAGAAAAUCAAAUGUUGAACACGCAACUAAUAUACGAAUUUCGUUUUUGUUUAGAAACUUAACAAUAAAAUAUUUGCUAC